Messenger RNA from Pseudoliparis swirei, 1853 nucleotides. RefSeq names its product NME/NM23 nucleoside diphosphate kinase 3 (gene nme3). Gene Ontology annotation, biological process: GTP biosynthetic process; CTP biosynthetic process; UTP biosynthetic process. Gene Ontology annotation, molecular function: nucleoside diphosphate kinase activity. The transcript has 5 exons. The coding region runs from base 428 to 937 and encodes 169 amino acids. The record is from RefSeq and is a predicted model, not a curated record. NCBI's taxonomy places the organism in Eukaryota, Metazoa, Chordata, Actinopteri, Perciformes, Liparidae.
GAACACAUGAAUACAGUGUGGACCGAUAAGCCCAGAGAAACUGAAUUUCACUUAAAUGUAUAAACUCCAGUGUUAUCUGAUUUAUAAUAAGUCUAUUUGUUUAUUUAAAUUACACUAACAUUUAAAAUAGUGCAGAGUAGUGUCAUUGAUUUUCUUCCACAAAGUGCAAAACAAAUCAGAUAAUUACAUAAAAACAUUUCAACUUGUCGCUCUUUACAGUGAGAAAGUAAACCAUUUGCCAUUACUUAAUUCACUUCAUCAUUUCUAACUUUGAUCAACCGGCGGAAAUGGACUUCCACAGAUUUCCCUUCGUAAAUUUUGGGGCACCGCGUGCCCGCGCUUCAGGAAACAUUCCGAAACGUGCGCGCGCGCGUCCGUCUUCAUCCCUCUCUCCAGAGCGACGUUCCUCCGCCAACGGGCCAGUACGAUGAUCUGCCUGAUUUUGUCCCUGUUUUCGUACUUUUUUCAGUCAGGCUGGACCGGUGAGAACGAGCGCACCUUUGUGGCCGUCAAACCAGAUGGCGUGCAGCGGAGGCUGGUGGGAGAAAUCCUGCGUCGCUUUGAGAAGAGAGGGUUCAAACUCGUGGGCCUCAAACUAGUGCAGGCGUCGGAGGAUCUUCUGAGGGAACACUACUGGGACCUGAGGAGUAAGCCUUUCUUCAGGGGACUGAUGAGCUACAUGAGCUCGGGACCAAUCGUAGUGAUGGUGUGGGAGGGUUUGGACGUAGUCAAGACGGCACGUAAGAUGUUGGGAGAGACCAACCCUGCUGACUCGCUGCCCGGAACCAUCCGAGGGGAUUUCUGCGUGGAAGUGGGCCGGAACGUGAUCCACGGCAGCGACUCCGUGGCCAGCGCCCAGAAGGAGAUCUCUCUGUGGUUCGGACAGAACGAGCUUCACUGCUGGGAGGACAACAGCCGCCGCUGGAUCUACGACUGACGGCACCGACCGUGUGAUACCGACACUAUAUAUCGAUACAAGAUGGAGCACAUCAUACCUAAGAUGCUUUUUUCUUUGGCUUUAGUGUCUUGUAGCCACACGAUAGAAGAGACCUCAUUGCAAUUGUAUUUUUUUAUCUAUUUGAACUACAUUACAUUUCCGAGGUGAAAUGUGUCUCCAAAGCAAACAUGCACUAAGUGAGCAAUAACUUCAACAGCGACACAGCAGUCUGCUUCUGUUACAGUUUUCCUUGUAGCUUGUGUUUACAAUUUUUUAGCAAUAUGUUUGGAAAGUAGAGCAAUAAAAGCUUGUAAUUCAUAAUGUUCAUCGAGCGAUAACACAUCAGGGAACGGAAACCAAAUGGCUGCAGGGUCAUUUCUACACAAAGCUUUAUCUAUAAAUAUUCAGGUCAUGUGCUAUGCAAAGUAAGUUUUAAGGUACAUAAGAGCCCAAUUGUUUACCACCGUUUUGCACAUACAUUUUCUUUGUCUUGCAAUUGUUAUGGUGAGAAUGUCCACCAACAUAUACGUGUCUCCUGUACUUGUACUUCCAGUGAGACCCCAACAACAUAGGAGCCAUGAACAGCAAUCAACUAACACCAUUAUUGCCUUUCUGCACACGUGUUUCAGUUCCCUGUACUUUUAAAUUUAGAUUCUUUAAGUGUGUAAAACGGAUCACGUCACAUAAGAAUACUUGAAUGUAGAAGUUUUAAAAUGAGAUGCUCAAAUUUAAGAAACUGCACUGCAUUAAGUUUCUAAAAAAAUGCUCGUCGUCACAUUUGUGCUUUUCUAAAAUCCCAUGAUGCAGUUUGAAUUGUAUUGAAAUCGUCAAAAACAAGAAAUCUGGUGAAGAAAUAUUUUUUGUAAUAUGUUGAGUCAGUUAUGUUUGUUUUGUAAAGUAAAACACAAACACAUCA